Chondrus crispus (carragheen) is the source of this 822-nucleotide messenger RNA. RefSeq lists its product as hypothetical. The record is from RefSeq and is a predicted model, not a curated record. The coding region runs from base 1 to 822 and encodes 273 amino acids. Gene Ontology annotation, biological process: transcription by RNA polymerase III. Lineage: Eukaryota; Rhodophyta; Florideophyceae; Gigartinales; Gigartinaceae. Gene Ontology annotation, cellular component: RNA polymerase III complex. The transcript has a single exon.
AUGACCGACAAGGAGGUCACGGCCAAGCUUCAUUUCGACACCAAAGCCAAGAUCCGAAUCGCCGCGUACAACAAGCUACUCGCUAAAGGUCGUAUCCGCCUAGCGGCACGGGUCACUGGCACUGGAGAAAACCGCAAACAGCAGGUCUUGUAUCAAUGGGUUAGCGCAGAGGAUGCCGAAAAGUUUAAAGGCCUCGAUGCAUCCGAUCGGAUGGUCCUCGAUCUGGUCGUGAAAGGCGGCCAGAAUGGCGCCACUAAAAAGGAGAUGAAGUUUAGGACAAACAUUCAAAGCAACACCGAGCUCAAGCAGAUUCUUGAGAGGCUUAUUUCGAGAAAUCUUAUCAAAGAGAUCAAGUCGGUCCAAGGUACAAACAAACGCAUCUAUAUCAAAGCUGGAUUGGAACCGUCCACUUUGCACACCGGUGGUCCGUGGUACAACGAUGACCAAGAGUUUGACACUGUGUUUAUCGAGGCCAUCUAUGAGCAAGUUCUCGCUUUUAUCAAGAAGACAAACUACGUCACAGUCGAUCAAGUCACCAGCUACGUCGCGGAAAUCAAGCUUUCCAAUGAGGAAUUGUCCCACAGUGAUAUCAAGUCCCUCAUGAAUACCAUGCUCUACGAUACUGUAAUAGAGCUUUGCGAGGGCAAGGGCGAUGGCCAUGAAUACUUUCGCCAUGUACAACCCACACCAGCUGUCAAUCACCUCGCGUCCAUACCAUGUGGAUCGUGUCCAGUUUUUCAUGAUUGCGUUCCGGGAGGUGUCAUUUCCCCACAAACAUGUGUAUACAUGGGAGACUGGUUGAAAUCCGUCACAGAUUGGUGA